UUAUUUUUGGCACAUAUCAGUACACCAGCACUGACAUCCCAUUCACUCUUUCUCUCUCAGUUAAUUCCCUACUACACCAGCACACGAGCACCUAUAGUUUCCAUCUCUUGCAAUUUUUUGAUCAAGUCUAGCCGGACCAAACCAACAAAAAAAGGGGUGUCACAGAAAGGGCAAAAUUUUGUGAAAGAAUGGGAAAUAGAGUUACUGUGCUAGAAAAUAGGACAUUGUACAAUAUUGAAAUUAGAAUGUGGGUUUACCCUGCUAGACCUGAUGAAUUCAAGAAAAUUUUGAGGAUCAAACCAGGUAGAUCCACAAGAAUAAUGGCCACAACCUUCAACAGCAGUAAUCAAGAUCAUGAUCACGGUGGUCUUGAAGAUGCAGUAAUGCUAAUGGUGUAUGCAAAUGGAGGUUGGACUCGUAGAUACAUCCUUCCUCUCCACUUGUUCGCUUAUGCGAAAGUCACCUGCGACAGAAACCAGCACGGUCAAGUCAUUCUUCGAGCCAAAAGGGCAAACUUCAACUUCUUCAGACUCAGGUGUUUUGCCAUGCGUCCUGCAAAAUACGUGGGAGUAGGAAUGAUUGAAGAGGACAUUUAGGCAUGGUCUCGGGGAAUACUUGACCAUGUUUGUUUUAUUCUCAAGGCUGUGGGAGGUCCCUUGAGAGGAUUGAAAUUUGUCUGGAAUUAAAAUUGUAUUCUACAGAAAUUAUAUUACUAAAUUCUAUAAAAUCCAAGUUCAUUUCCACGCAAAUUCCAAUUCUCUCAACACUCCAAACACAGCAGCAAAUUUUCCUUACCAUCCAUGUUUGUAAAGUGACAAGUACCAAGCAUACGGUUUCGAAUGUUCUGUCCCCAAAUUAGUCUCGAAAGUCUCAAAGACUACAUAUUUGGGGAUAAAGGGGAUGGAGACUAAUUUAAAGACAGAAAAUUCGAAGUCCAAGUAUACAUAUUUUCCUAUGGCGAAAGUCACAAAACUGCGACAAACUAGUGAUGUAGAUUUGGUUUUUAGAUGAUAUUGCUUAUUAAUUAUUGUCCAGUGGUCACGGAAGGGCUCACAGAGGCCUUCUCCUAGUCAGAUUUAGAGUUCAAAUUAUGUGUCUGGAAGUUAGGAGUGGCAAAAGUGUAGGGAGGGAUGGAAGGGUUUGAAAAAGAAAAUUUAUUAAUUGUUGAUGUAAAAUGGGAUUUCCUAUCAAUGUUAUUGUACUUCUAUCAUAAUUCCACAUUAGUUUCUUGUUUC
This is a messenger RNA of Coffea arabica (coffee), 1235 nucleotides long. RefSeq lists its product as uncharacterized. Lineage: Eukaryota; Viridiplantae; Streptophyta; Magnoliopsida; Gentianales; Rubiaceae. The record is from RefSeq and is a predicted model, not a curated record.